AAUUUAUCCCAAUCAAGGGCUAGUGGUAGGAGAUAUACCGCUUCAGAAACCGAGUCUUUACCAAACUCAGAAUCACGGAAUUCCCGUAGGCAUUCUUCCUCAUCUGUUGCUGGUGGCUUACCUCCACUAGGAAGGGCUGUUCCUUCAUCCCAGGCAUCAUCUGAUAGAAGAGGUGGAUCUUCCAUGUCUGCCUAUAGGAAAGAUGAGUACAAUUGGCGAUAUGACAGUGAUGAACUUGCCGAGGACAUAAUUCAAACAUCAGGUGCAUUGGAAAAUCUUCAAUUAGACAGAAAAGCUCGGAAUCUAACAUCUUCUUGGCGACACGCUGGUGAUGGAAUCAAUGAGGACGAUGGCAGGGUUGAUCACGCGUAGGGACAGACAUUGCUUGCCUAAGUGCAAUCUGCUUCCUGUAUUUUACUGUGUAUUCUUAGUUUUCUGCCUCUGAUGAUGAUUGAAUGAGCCUAAUUUGGUGUAAGAUCAUUUAAUUGUGAUGUGCUUUAGUGUUUUUUAUGAGCUAUUUUUCCUCUAGAAUUUCCCCUUUCGGCUAUAUUUGAGAAUUUUAUUUAGUUUCCA
Molecule: messenger RNA, 573 nt
Organism: Vigna umbellata (rice bean)
Lineage: Eukaryota; Viridiplantae; Streptophyta; Magnoliopsida; Fabales; Fabaceae
Source: RefSeq, a predicted model, not a curated record